GGGAAGCUUGUCCCGCGCGCUACACCGUCCGUCUCCAGGGCAACCCGGCGCCUCCUAGCAACCGAGCGCAGCCCUGCCAUGGCGGCCGCGGGGCCUAGCGUCUUCCUGGUCAUGGUGAACGGGCAGGUGGAGAGCGCCCAGUUUCCCGAGUACGACGACCUCUACUGCAAGUACUGUUUCGUGUACGGCCAGGACUGGGCGCCCACGGCGGGCCUGGAGGAGGGCAUCUCCCAGAUCACGUCCAAGAGCCGGGAUGCCAGGCGCGCGCUGGUGUGGAACUUCCCCAUCGACGUCACCUUCAAGAGCACCAACCCCCACGGCUGGCCCCAGAUCGUGCUCAGCGUGUACGGGCCGGACGUGUUCGGGAACGACGUGGUCCGAGGCUACGGGGCAGUGCAUGUGCCCUUCUCCCCCGGCCGGCACAAGAGGACCGUCCCCAUGUUCGUCCCGGAGUCAGCGUCGCGGCUGCAGAGGUUCACCAGCUGGUUCAUGGGACGGCGGCCUGAGUACACAGACCCCAGGGUGGUGGCUCAGGGGGAAGGCCGGGAAGUGACCCGCGUCCGCUCGCAGGGCUUUGUCACGCUCCUCUUCAACGUGGUGACCAAGGACAUGAGGAAGCUGGGCUACGACACCGGGCCUCCGGACACACGCGGCGUCUUGGGGCCCAGCCCGCCCCAGGGCCUCCCCCGGUGACGCCCCUGGAGGGCGCAGCCACCUACCUGUCUGCCUGAGCAGCGGCGGAGUGGGGCGGGGUGUAAUAAAGCGUCGCCUUCUCACGAGUGCCCUCGGCGGUGCCCGGGAGCUGGGAGCCUCCUCUGCACCUCCGCAGGCUCAGCCCUGAGACACGCGUGUCCCUCCUCAGCGCCAGGCACUUGUCACACUGGCCGUGCCACGUGGCCGCCAGCCUCCCUCGGAGGAGAGGCCCCCAGCGGCCCAGAGAACGGGCUGAGAGCUCGGUGGGGGGAUCCAGCUUCCCGGCAAGUGUGCCAUCUGCCCUGAGCCCGUGCCAGGCCCCCUGACCGCCCCCCAGCUCCAGGCGAGCCCUCUGGACACACACACAGCUGCUCCAGUGUCCUCCCGUCAGCAGGAUUUGACGGGAGCGCCCCCAGUGACCCCAGGCUCCCACCCCCCACCGCCUGGCUGUCUCCAGGUCAUGCCUUCGCCCCACACGUUUACGCUGCUCAGGGCCCCCAGCCCCGCCCCGCCUCACUCUCCCAUCAGUAAAGUUCCCAGGAUCCUGACCCUC
Messenger RNA from Sus scrofa (pig), 1246 nucleotides. RefSeq names its product B9 domain containing 1 (gene B9D1). The record is from RefSeq and is a predicted model, not a curated record. Gene Ontology annotation, cellular component: MKS complex. Lineage: Eukaryota; Metazoa; Chordata; Mammalia; Artiodactyla; Suidae. Gene Ontology annotation, biological process: cilium assembly.